AUGGCCGGGAGCGUGGUCGGCGAGCCGGUGGUGCCGGGGCAGAGGGUGACGGUGCUGACCAUCGACGGUGGCGGCAUCCGGGGGCUCAUCCCCGGCACCAUCCUGGCGUUCCUGGAGGCCAGGCUGCAGGAGCUGGACGGGCCGGAGGCGAGGCUGGCGGACUACUUCGACUGCAUCGCCGGCACGAGCACCGGCGGGCUCAUCACCGCCAUGAUCACCACGCCCGGCGAGGACAAGCGCCCGCUCUUCGCCGCCAGGGACAUCAACCGCUUCUACUUCGACAACUGCCCGCGCAUCUUCCCUCAAAGGCGUUGUGGCAGUAGGAGCAGUCUUGCGGCGGCGAUGUCGGCGCUGAGGAAGCCAAGGUACAACGGCAAGUACCUGCGCAGCACGAUCAGGAGCAUGCUCGGCGAGACGAGGGUGAGCGACGCGCUGACCAACGUCGUCAUCCCCACCUUCGACAUCAAGCUGAUCCAGCCCAUCAUCUUCUCCACCUACGACGUCAAGAACAUGCCACUGAAGAACGCGCUGCUCUCCGACGUGUGCAUCAGCACGUCCGCCGCACCGACCUACCUCCCGGCGCACUACUUCCAGAUCCAAGACGCCGGCGGCAAGACUCGCGAGUACAACCUCAUCGACGGCGGUGUCGCCGCCAACAACCCGACGAUGGUCGCGAUGACGCAGAUCACCAAGAUGAUGCUGGCCAAGGACAAGGAGGAGCUGUACCCGGUGAAGCCGGAGGACUGCCGCAAGUUCCUGGUCCUGUCGAUCGGGACGGGGUCGACGUCCGACGAGGGCCUCUUCACGGCGCGGCAGUGCUCCCGGUGGGGCGUCGUCCGGUGGCUCCGCAACAACGGCAUGGCGCCCAUCAUCGACAUCUUCAUGGCGGCCAGCUCGGACCUCGUCGACAUCCACGCCGCCGUGCUGUUCCAGUCGCUCCACAGCGACGGCGACUACCUCCGCCUCCAGGACUCGCUCCGCGGCGCCGCCGCGACCGUCGACGCCGCCACGCCUGAGAACAUGCGGACGCUCGUCGGGAUCGGGGAGCGGAUGCUGGCGCAGCGGGUGUCGAGGGUCAACGUGGAGACAGGGAGGUACGAGCCGGUGCCCGGGGAAGGGAGCAACGCCGACGCGCUCGUCGCGCUCGCCAGGCAGCUCUCCGACGAGAGGAGGGCGCGGAUCGCGCGCCGCGCAGCCGCCGCAUGCGCCGGCGGCUCCAGAUGCUGCUCCCCUGUCAAAACUUAG
Setaria italica (foxtail millet) is the source of this 1245-nucleotide messenger RNA. RefSeq names its product patatin-like protein 1. Gene Ontology annotation, molecular function: glycerophospholipase activity; monoacylglycerol lipase activity. Lineage: Eukaryota; Viridiplantae; Streptophyta; Magnoliopsida; Poales; Poaceae. The record is from RefSeq and is a predicted model, not a curated record. Gene Ontology annotation, biological process: lipid metabolic process.